Drosophila kikkawai is the source of this 1226-nucleotide messenger RNA. RefSeq names its product nucleosome assembly protein 1-like 1. Gene Ontology annotation, molecular function: histone binding; chromatin binding. Gene Ontology annotation, biological process: nucleosome assembly. The record is from RefSeq and is a predicted model, not a curated record. NCBI's taxonomy places the organism in Eukaryota, Metazoa, Arthropoda, Insecta, Diptera, Drosophilidae. Gene Ontology annotation, cellular component: nucleus; chromatin.
AGUGCCAAGCUCUAAAAGCAUUUAUAAAUUCAUAGAAAAUCCAAAAUUUCAAGUAGUUUUUGCAUCAUGUUAAAUGUAGAAAAAAAUCCAGACAAGCUACUCCGACCUGGAGGAACUCAAGAGCCGGAAUUGAAGCCUGCCGAGAUCUCGGAAUCCUUGCAAUCGCUAAGCAUCCGGGAAUCUACCUUUAUCUGCGAACCAACGCCAAGUCCAGCGGAUCUGCCCGCUCAAAUUCGGAAGGCCUUCCUCCGGCAUAUGGUCAGUGAAUUGCCGGAGCAGGUGCAGAACAGGAUACGGGCCCUCAAGCUAAAUCAGCUGCACCAGGUGCGCAUCUCAGAGCAAUUCUACCGGGAGGUCUAUGAGCUGGAACGGCGAUUUUACGGCCAGAGUUGCGCUGUGUUCGAUGCAAGAAAAAACAUUUUAAAUGGAAUUGUGGAGCCACCGCUGCAAAAGGAUGACUCCUUCUGGCCGGAGACACAGUCGGAUUCUUUAAAUCUGGACUUGGAGAAUAACGAGGAGCUGCGUGAGUUGAGGAGCCGAAUUCCGCCUGUGCCGGCAGAUACCUUGGGCGUUCCUCGCUUCUGGCUGACUGUCUUUCGGAAUGUGCCUUUGCUGUCGGAGCUGGUCCAGGAGCACGAUGAACCGCUGCUGGAGUGCCUGCAGGAUGUGCGUUUGGGCUACGAUCAGGACAGCUAUACGGUUAGCUUUCAAUUCCGGCCGAAUGGCUACCUGCACGACACAUCACUUCAGCUGACGAAGAGGUACUUUCUGCAACACUCGGCGGAUCAGGAGUACCCAUUUCUGUACGAGGGUCCGGAGAUCGUGAGGUGUGAGGGCUGUCACAUCCACUGGCGCGAUGGGUUCAAUUUGACACUGCAAACCGUGGAGAGCCGACGGAGGCGAAGUCCUCGCUUCAAGGUGAUGCCCCGCGAAUCCUUUUUCCGCUUCUUUUCCCCACCGCAAGCCAUGGAUUUGUCCCUAGCUGAUGAGAAGACCAAGCAGAUUCUGAGCAGCGAUUUCGAGGUGGGCUUUCUCUUGCGUACCCAAAUCGUGCCGAAGGCUGUGCUGUUCUACACGGGUGAUCUGGUGGACAGCUUGAAUGAGUCUGGGCUGGAGAAUGGCUCGAUCUCGGAGGUGGAGGGGGAACAGGAACAGGGUCAGUGAAAAGUAUUUAAGUGUUUAGGGAGCAAAUAUAACAAUUUAGUAAUAAUAAAUAAAAAAGUAUA